Molecule: messenger RNA, 867 nt
Organism: Knipowitschia caucasica
Lineage: Eukaryota; Metazoa; Chordata; Actinopteri; Gobiiformes; Gobiidae
Source: the annotation of a GenBank genome assembly
AUGCCUUUCUCUUCCACAGACAUGGCAUCAGUGACUCAUUCUGAGGAGGAGACUGACCUGGGAGACCCUUUGGAAGAGUUUGGGGUCCUGCGUGCGCCAAUGGACACAGGUGCUCGGGGUCCGGAGGAGAAAAAACUACAACAUGGAAAUGGUGACUUCCUUGAAAAAGAAGGCCACAGAGGAAUUACGCAGCGCUCGAAGAGAAGUCCGGGAAAGCAGUUAGACGCAGAUUCUUCGGGUAAAGAAAAAAGACGAGAGAAGAAAAAAGGAAGAAAAAGGCCUGUGCCAGGACCCCCUGGCCCUCCUGGCCCCCCUGGCCCACAGGGGCCACCGGGCAUCCCUGGGAUACCUGGGUUUCCAGGGAGUAACGUGAUGGGGCCUGCCGGGCCUCCUGGACCUCCAGGACCACAGGGACCUCCGGGCGCACAGGGCCCAGCAGGAAUUCCAGACUCGAGGUCUAAAACAAAAGAGUUCCAGGCUGCAGUGGUUCACUUACAAGGGCAGGAAACCACAAUUCAAGUGAGAGAAGAUCUCUCUGAAGGCAUCCUCAGAAACUGGAAGAUGGUGUCCAUCCAUCACCGCGUGUUCAAAAUGCACUCUCGCUCUGGAGAGCUGGAGGUGCUGCUGGAUGGGGUCUACUUCAUUUAUAGUCAGGUAGAAGUGUACUACCUCAAUUUCACUGACAUUGCCAGCUAUGAAGUGAUGGUGGACUCCAAUCCUUUUCUACGCUGCACCUGCAGCAUCGAAACAGGUCAGCGUAAGUUCAACACCUGCUACACGGCCGGGGAAGUGUCAGACUGGGGGAAGCGCCAUCUUCUGGACAUAACUGAAAGCACCUCCUCCAAAGACUAUGCAUUGAUGAGUUGA